CCUGGCUUAUAAGAACAGGCGCUGACCGAGCUGUCCGUUUCUGAGCAGGUAACCAUGAACUUGACAGCUCCUCUGCUGCUGCUGGUCACAGCAUCUUGCGUCGUCAACAGUGCAGUCAUGCCCAAAGCCUUAUGGCAGUUUGGGAACAUGAUCAGCUGUGCCCAACCAGGAGUUAACCCCAUGAAGUACAACGAUUACGGAUGUUGGUGUGGCUUCGGGGGCACAGGAAGUCCACUUGACGACCUGGACAUGUGCUGUUACGUUCAUGACAAAUGCUACGAAAGAAGCAGGAAGAUUCCAGGAUGCCGUGGCAUUGCUGACCUGCCGUAUGUCCUGGUUUACGAUUACACCUGCUCAGAUAACCAGGUCACCUGCUCAGCCACCAAUGAUAAGUGCCAGACUGCGGUGUGCGAAUGUGACCGAAUAGCAGCUCACUGCUUUGCUCGGGCCAAAUACAACCCUGACAACAAGAACCUGGAUCCUAAAAUCCACUGUGUCAACUAAACUGCACAAUGAAUUUGAAUAAAAGUGAAAAAAAAAACACCAGAGA
Molecule: messenger RNA, 550 nt
Organism: Doryrhamphus excisus (bluestripe pipefish)
Lineage: Eukaryota; Metazoa; Chordata; Actinopteri; Syngnathiformes; Syngnathidae
Gene: pla2g1b
Product: phospholipase A2, group IB (pancreas)
Biological process (GO): phospholipid metabolic process; arachidonate secretion; lipid catabolic process
Molecular function (GO): phospholipid binding; calcium ion binding
Source: RefSeq, a predicted model, not a curated record